CACACACUAAGAGAGGAUGAGGAGCAAGACGGAGCAUUUAGUGACCUCCGCAAAUAAAGGAAAUUGACCCGAACUGGAAGAUUUGGAUCCAAUUCAGCAGAUGUCCAAGUUGACUUACAAAGAAGACCUGAAAAGAAAUAGCAAUUCAAGCCAAAUCAGAUUCCUAUUCUUCUUCCUCUUGGCUCUCGAAAUACUCAACAAUUUCUCCCUGAUGAUCAGAUGGGAACAUGCCACCAUCUUUCUUUUAUGCUGCUGUUUCCUGUUGGACUACGCUUCCACCGAUCGUCACUGUCCUCAGCGCCGGUUGAGGAAAAAAGGCGGGCCGAGGCCGAGACACGGAAGGUCACACGUACCGCGUAUUAAAAGAGGUUGGGUUUGGAACCAGUUCUUUGUGCUGGAAGAAUACACCGGCUCUGAACCACAGUAUGUUGGUAAGCUCCACACGGAUAUGGACCAAGGUGACAGUGAAGUGAAGUACACUCUUUCAGGAGAAGGAGCUGGAUCUAUCUUUACCAUUGAUCAAAUUACAGGAGACAUACAUGUUCUGGUGAAGCUCGACAGAGAAGAAAAGUCCCAGUACAUCCUCAAAGCCCAAGCCAAAGACGUCAGAACGGAUCUUCCUUUGGAACCCGAGUCAGAAUUCAUCAUCAAGGUUCAGGACAUUAAUGACAACGAACCGCGAUUUCCCGAUGAACCGUACGUUGCCAUCGUCCCCGAGAUGUCUCCAACAGGAACAUUUGUAACCCAGGUCACGGCUACAGAUGCAGAUGACCCUACGUAUGGAAACAGUGCACAGAUUGUCUAUACCAUCCUUCAUGGCCAGCCAUACUUUUCUGUUGACCGCAAGUCAGGGGUCAUCAGGACGGCUUUCGCCAACAUGGACCGUGAGGUGAAAGACGAGUAUCAAGUUAUCAUUCAAGCCAAGGAUAUGAGCGGCCAACUGGGGGGACUCGCCGCGACGACGACCGUCAACAUCUCGCUCGGAGACGUUAAUGACAACCCGCCACGUUUUCCAAAGAGUAUUUUUCAUCUUCCGGUUCCUGAAACAGCAGUAUUGGGUUCUGUCGUGGGCUGGAUUUUGGCCAACGAUUUAGACGCUGACAAAAACGCAAGGGUUGCUUAUUCCAUUCUACCCGGUGAAGACGGAAACAUGUUUGACAUUGUCUCCGAUGCUAAAAAUCAAGAGGGUGCCGUCAUCUUAAAAAAGUCUCUGGACUACGAGACAAAAAAGUCCCACACUUUCAGGGUGGAGGCAUGUAACACACACUUGGAUCCACGUUUCCUGCACUUGGGACCUUUCGUUGAUUCAGCUACGGUCAAGGUGAACGUCAUGGACAUGGAUGAGCCUCCCGUUUUCUCGGAACCGUACUACUCCAUGGAUGCGUACGAAGACACACCGCCAGGAACCAUCAUUGGCUCUGUUACAGCGCAUGACCUCGAUGGCAGUAGCAGUGCAGUCAGGUAUUCACUGGAAUGGCACCAAGAUUAUGACAGCUAUUUUGACAUUGACACUAUAGAUGGCACCAUUUUCUUGAAUGAAUUCUUGGACAGAGAAGAAACAUCUGAGCACAAUAUCACCGUAGUAGCGGUCAAAGUCUUAAAUCCUUUGCUAUCUACCAAAGUGUUGGUGACGGUCAACGUCCUGGAUGUGAAUGAGUUCCCCCCUAAACUGGAAUUUCAGACAGAUACAUUUGUGUGCGAGACGUCCAAAGCUGGACAGGUGAUUCAGAUGGUCAGUGCUGUGGACUUGGACCUUCCGCCUAUCAGUCAGAGGUUUUUCUUCAAGACUCCUAAGGAUCUUCACAACAGAAUGUUCACUGUUCGAGAUUAUGGAAACAAUACAGCCGGCAUCGUGACACGACGCUCUGGAAUCCAGCGCGGGACACGAGACUUGUAUCUUCUACCCGUCGUAGUGGAGGACAGCGGUUACCCUGUCCGGAGCAGCACGUCCACCCUCACAAUCCGAGUGUGCUGGUGUGGGACAGAAGGCUUGCUGCUAACUUGUUCCCCAGAAGCCGUCUACAUGCCCAUGGGUCUCAGCACCGGAACUGCAAUAGCCAUUUUGCUGUGUGUAGUCCUGUUAAUCGUUAUUCCUGUAGUCUGCAUCGACCGAAGACACCGUCGAUACAAAGAGACUGUCGUGACAUCCAAAGACGAUAUCCGUGAUAACGUGGUUCAUUACGACGACGAGGGUGGUGGCGAGCAAGACACCCGCGCCUUUGACAUCGGCACCCUGUGUAACACUCACCCGGUUGGUGCCCCGACCCACUCCAAGGACAAAAACAAGUACGGUCACGGGGUUUUGCCGCAUCUGAGGACUCGUAACGAUCGAGUCAAGACACCGGAUAUCCAUCAGCAAACCGCCAGCGUCAUCUCCCCUGCCGACAGCCAGUUGCAUUUUCCCUGUUACAGGAUAACUCAAGGAAAAACGGAAUUCGUCCGAGAGAUCGUCGAAGAGCGCGGGGGCGAGAAUCGCAAGAGUUACGUGCGAUCGGCCUACGACUCGCUCACCACGUUCACCUCGGAAGAUCACGGUUCCGCGGCUAGCUCGCUUUGUUCUGUCGCGGAAUCGUGGGGAAUAGACGAUUUAGGAGAUUUGAGUUCUAUUGGGGAGUGGGGGCAGUCGUUAAAAUCGCUAGUUGGGAUUUUUGGGAGGCAGGCUCCGACUGUGUCGGAAGAAAGCUGACGCGGACUAGGAUAUACGUCUGUUUAAGCUUACGAAUGUACGAUGGCAGCUAACGAGUGCCCUGUCAGGGGUUAACUGGAGUGAUAAUAUUUGUAUCAAAAAUGCCGUGAUGGUGAGAGGCAUAAAAGUUGUAUACAGAAUUUGGAAAAAAAAUACGGUUCCCCGGAAAUUUGACAAAAACUUGCCUAUUCAUUUUUAAUGAGAAAAAAAAAAAUCAAAAUGUAUCGAGUCCUCCAAUUUUUGACCAAAUCACACAAUUUGGGCAUCAAAAAUUCCAGGACGGUGAGGGGCAUAAGAGUUAUGCACAGAAUUUGGAAAAAAAUUGCCAAAAACAUGCCCAUUCAUUUUGAAUGGGAAAAAAAGAGAAGUUUUAAAGUGUAUCUACUCCUUCAAUUUUUGACCAAAUCACACAAUUUGGACAUAAAAAAUUCCGGGACGGCGAGGGGAAAAAGUGACAGAGGAAAAUUUUUUGAAAAAAUGUACGGUUUCCCGGAUAUUUGACAAAAACUUGCCCAUUCAUUUUUAAUUGGAAAAAAGGAAAGUUUCAAAAUGUAUCUAGUCCUUCAAUUUUUGACCAAAUCACACAAUUUGGGCAUCAAUAAUUCCGGAACGGCGAGGGGAAUAAAAGUGACAGAGGAAAAUUUUUUGAAAAAAUGUACGGUUUCCCGGAUAUUUGACAAAAACUUGCCCAUUCAUUUUUAAUUGGAAAAAAGGAAAGUUUCAAAAUGUAUCUAGUCCUUCAAUUUUUGACCAAAUUACACAAUUUGGGCAUCAAAAAUUCUGGGACGAUGAGGGGCAUAAAAGUUGUAUACAGAAUUUAGAAAACAUUUACGGUUCCCCAGAAAUUUGCCAAAAAUAUUCCUAUUCAUUUUUAAUGAAAAAAAAACAAAAAAACAUCGCGCUGCACAGCCCGAACCGUUUAACCGAUCGGCACCGUUCAGUUAUCGGCACAAUCGGAAUUUUCGUGUGACACAGGGAAUUUUUCAAACGUCAAAUGUUUCUGUUCGCCCGUAAACGGCGAUUUUUCGGGAAAAAAAAAAAUUUCAAAAUGUAUCUAGUUGUUAUUGAUAACCUUAAAAAAGCUUGAAGUACCUGUGACAUGAUAAAAAAAAAAUUCUUAAAUAGCAUUAUUAUUGGAAUUAAAAUCAUAUUUACAAAGCGGAGCUGAUGAGAAAUGAGUCUUUUUAAUUUGCCGUUUAGCUCCUCUUGUCAUUAUAGCGCUCUGGCGCCUCCAUCUGGGUGAUGACAUCGUGGAGUAGCGAUUUCAGCAGAUUUAGAAUUCAGCCCAAUGGAGGAGGAAGCAUUUUUCAGCGAUUCUGGUUCUUUCAAGUGAUAUUGUCGAUCCCGAGGAAGCCUUUACCAUACAGCCAUAUAUGUUUGGGUCAUAUUUGGAGGAAUAGGAAGAUUCAGAACGACAACAAACACGAGGCUGAUGACUAUAGCAUGCUGUAAAAUGUCCACAUUGUUUUUACCCUCUACUCCAAAUUUUUAACCGGAUAUUCUUUGUAUCGAAGUAUUUUUCCCCGAUUGCGAAAUAAAUUGUAUGGUCAUGACAAAUAACAAUCUUGUGUUAAAUGGAAUCUAAAAUAUCAAAAAUGCAUUUAUUCAGUACGACAGCAACAUAGUCUUUCAACUCCCUCCACAGAUUUUCUAUGGGGUUGAGAUCUGGAGACUGGUUCGGCUACUCCAGGACCUUAAAGUGCUUCUUACGAAGCCACUCCUUUGUUGCCCUGGCUGUGUGUUUGGGAUCAUUGUCAUGCUAAAAGUUGAAAGACCCAGCCACGUCUCAUCUUCAAUGCCCUUGCUGAUGGAAGGAGAUUUUCACUCACAAUCUCUCGAUACAUGGCCCCAUUCAUUCUUUCCUUUACACAGAUCAGUCGUCCUGGUCCCUUUGCAGAAAAACAGCCCCAAAGCAUAAUGUUUCCAC
This is a messenger RNA of Corythoichthys intestinalis (scribbled pipefish), 4613 nucleotides long. RefSeq names its product cadherin-12-like. NCBI's taxonomy places the organism in Eukaryota, Metazoa, Chordata, Actinopteri, Syngnathiformes, Syngnathidae. The coding region runs from base 101 to 2686 and encodes 861 amino acids. The transcript is spliced from 13 exons. The record is from RefSeq and is a predicted model, not a curated record. Gene Ontology annotation, biological process: cell-cell junction assembly; adherens junction organization; calcium-dependent cell-cell adhesion. Gene Ontology annotation, cellular component: catenin complex; adherens junction; plasma membrane. Gene Ontology annotation, molecular function: cadherin binding; calcium ion binding.